Oreochromis aureus is the source of this 1439-nucleotide messenger RNA. RefSeq lists its product as uncharacterized. The coding region runs from base 214 to 1287 and encodes 357 amino acids. The record is from RefSeq and is a predicted model, not a curated record. NCBI's taxonomy places the organism in Eukaryota, Metazoa, Chordata, Actinopteri, Cichliformes, Cichlidae. The transcript is spliced from 4 exons.
UCCUAAUUGAAGGGUUCAUCUUUUAGUGGGGACAUAUUUUUUGACAUAGUAGCUUUUUAAGGUAGCUUUUCCAAUGAUCUUUCUUUAUUUAUUUGUUUAGACGGCAACAGACCAGAGAACCUGAAUGACACCAUUACUCUGGAGCCUUGCCCUGCUGCAUCAGCUGAAACAUCAAGCCAUCCACCUCACCCCUCCUCCUCCACGUCCACCACUAUGUACAACCAUUACUCCAGCUCUUGGGUCUCACACUUACAGAUUCCUUGGGAAAGAUUUCCACUCCGACUGUCGCAUGCAAUCACAAGAGGAGACAGAGCUCAUCCAGAGGACAGGAGAAGUAUGGUCAGAAUUGUUCUGGAGGCCAUUCAAGUUCACUGCAGGAACCCUAAACGUGCAUCUUGUGAAGAGGUUGCUAAAAUCAUUGUAAACAGAUACCCUCAAACAUUUGCAGAUUUUACUGAAAAGGGAGAAAGACUGGGCUGUGGACAUUAUUCACUACUAAGAAGCAUCAAAUCUAGAGUUGAACAUGUUUUUCGAGAUAAUACAACACAUAGACUUCGUCAAACAAAGAGAAUCAGGAAUGAGGAAGACUGCAGUCCCAACAGUAAUGCAACCUCACCUAAAAAAGUUAGAUGCCUUGUUGAUAGCUAUGGUUGUAUAAAUUGGCAGCCAGUUGAACGUCCUGAGUGGGAAACGCCAGCUUCUUUAGAGGAAAAGAAGCACAUCUUGUUAACAAUUUUUAAUUCAGAAGGACCUGGAGCUGUGGAGAGACCUGAUGUGGAUGACUUCAUGUGCCUCACAUAUAUUUCUCAGCGGCAGCUUAUCAACAGUUGUCCCUCACUUUCAGUAGCUGAAAUUCAGGAGCAGUGGUCAUUCUUGUUUACUCGGAAAGGUCUUUCGAACCACUUUUACAAACUCACAGGCAUCGAUAUCAGUGAGCGCUUAGGUCAGGCCCUCAUAACCAAAGGCAGAAGGAUUAUUAACUAUUUCUCCAGCCAGAAGCUCAAAUGGAACCUUGGUAUAAGGACACUCAUCCAGCAGAUAGAAAGUGAGGGAGUUUUGACCAACAACAAAGUUGGCACAGCAGCCAUACUUCUCAUGAUGAAGUAUUACAGGGAAGAUGAAGACUCCCUCUUUGUCUUAGCAGAUGGAACAUCUACCAGGAUGUCCCUUGAAGCAGAGAGCAACCUGCCAAUCACCCCAAGGCUGAUUAUGCUUGGACAAAGUUUGAUGACCGCCACCUGCUGGAUGGUGAGUGCAGAGGGGCGUGUAAUUGUUGAGCUGGACUAAGAGAACAUCUUUGCUGAUGUCAGUCUUCUUUGGUUCGUUCUAUGUAUUGAACCAGGAGUCAGCGUGUGCAACAUUGGAACUAAUUCAGAGGUUUUUUGUAAGGAUAAACCCUGAAGAGGGAACAAAAUGUACCUCCAAGGUUGGGACAAGCA